Helianthus annuus (common sunflower) is the source of this 597-nucleotide messenger RNA. RefSeq lists its product as uncharacterized. The transcript has 3 exons. The coding region runs from base 118 to 597 and encodes 159 amino acids. The record is from RefSeq and is a predicted model, not a curated record. Lineage: Eukaryota; Viridiplantae; Streptophyta; Magnoliopsida; Asterales; Asteraceae.
UUCACAAUCCCCCAUAUUUCUUUUUCAUAUUUCCCUUUUAUCUCUUCUACAUCUCUCAUCAGAGAAUCAUCAAUCUUCAUAUUUACACCACAGUAGCAAGCAUCUCCAUUAAUAUCAAUGGAGACAAAUCCACCAACCUCUGAAUUAAUGUCGCCGGUCCGUAGUUUCCCAAACCGGUUCUUUUGCAGCGACUUCCAAAACGAUGAAGAAUUUAAUGCUCCAGCAUCUGCAUACACUUAUAUGCAUGUUGAUUGUUCUCGGUCAUCUGAAGCCCCUGUUAGAUCCCCGGAUGUUUUGGUAUCCAACAAUUUCAUGAAAAACGCGGUUAUUGAUGACCAGGAUAUGGAUAUUGAUGAAGCAUCCCAAGAUUCCCAGAUGGAAGCCAUGACUGUUGCUGUUUCUGGAUCAUCUCAUGGUCCUUCUAUGUUUGCUGAAUCACCACGCGGCCAGUUAGACGGUUGUACAAUGGACAAUGGGAUCCCACUUUAUUUUCAUAUCACACAUUUUAUAACUUGUAUUGUCAUGCCAUUUUAUUGCAGAUUCAUAACUUUUUCCGUUUUAUGGUACAGGUCCUUCGAAUCCAUACUUUGUUUUUGA